Molecule: messenger RNA, 2185 nt
Organism: Owenia fusiformis
Lineage: Eukaryota; Metazoa; Annelida; Polychaeta; Sabellida; Oweniidae
Source: the annotation of a GenBank genome assembly
CAUGCCCAGAGAUUCGAUUUACAAAAUAUCAUAAAAAUAUUUCGAGAUUGUGUGUCCAGAUUGUCCUCAUCCAAAUUUAUUCUUGGACAAAUAUUUAAAUAAUUCUUUUUGAGAAAUGGGUAUUAAUAGUAUUUUUUGUUACAGAAAAAACUGAAUCUAGGAUUUGAUUUCUGACAAUCACAGACACAAGAUGAACAACAGGACGGGAUUCGAUAUUCAGCUCAAUAAUACUGAUAUAGGAAACAACAUUACAAAUUCACUAAACUAUGGAGGACGCCAACUUGUAUGGGUGUUUUUGUCUAUUAACAUCCUCGUCAGUCUUUUCAUUAUCGUCAGUAAUGGGCUCGUUCUGUGGACGGUUUACAAAAUAGAGGCUCUGCGCACUGUUACAAGCAUGUUUAUCGUCAACCUUUCCGUAGUUGAUCUUUUGGUGGGGGUAUUUAUACUGUUUAUAAUCGUGACAGAUACUAUAAUGCCGCUUGCAUAUGACACCUAUACACCAAAAAAGUUCUUAUGUAUAGGCAGAGCAUUUUUCUUGGGAUUCCUGUUCAUGGCAUCCCUUUUCGGGUUGAUAGGGGUCGCCGUAGACCGCUACGUAGCGAUUGUGCAUCCAUUACGUUACGUAUCCAUAAUGAACGUCACAAAAGCGAAGAUCAUGCUAGUGUGCAAAUGGGCCUACAUACUGUCAAUCACGGCCGUGAUGUUUAUAGAUGGCGUCAAUGUCUAUCAACCUGGACAAGGCUGUGCAAUGGGCGAUACUCUCAAUUCAUCUUAUUUCAUUUUCAUUAAACUAAACCUUUUAAUCCCGGUUUUCAUAAUCUUUGUCCUUAACGGGAAGAUCUUGUAUGUAGCAUUUAAACAAAGAACAAAGAUUAUUAAUGAACUUGCUAGUAUCGACAAUGCUAGUGCCGUUGCAUAUAAAAAUGAACACUCUAUAAUGAAAGCUACAACCAUCGUAAAUGUUAUUUUCAUAAUCAUGUAUGGCCAGUAUAUGGUAAUAGAUCCGCUCAAACUUGACACCGAAUGGUUCACGACAAUUUGGCAGAUAUCCGCGAUAAUAAUGCGACUAAACAGUGGGGUCAACCCGUGGAUCUUUGUCAUGUUUCAUAAGAAGUACAAAAAAGCAUUUCUGGUUGCUUUAAAACUGAAAACGAUUGGGGCUUCAAUGGACUAGCUCACUACAGAUAUUGGAAACAAACGAAUGUUUCACAACAAUACAGUUCUUUUAAAACGGAACUGCAAGUGAUGGUUUCAUUUGACUGAUUUCCAGGACGAUCGAGACUGUGAGCGUCUGAUUGAACGCGACUGUCCGCGGAUACUCAGUCAAGUAUCCCAGGCCGUCUUUACAAAAAUGUCUUACCUAAAUAGAUUCCAAUCUAGAGCAUGAUCCUAGUAUUUCUAAUGGAUUGAUAAGAACUCGAACUAUUAUUUGACACCAAAGGCGGGUGAAAUCAUGAAAUGGGACAUUUCGGAGCUUAAAAAUUACUCAUCGAAAACAUUUCAUUUAUUUUCACGCUUAUUAAAGUAGACAUUAUAGACAACCCGCGGUGAAUAACUAGCGGUAUUCACCGAUCUCAGGAAUUUUCGAAACAUAAUGCUGUUCAGUGUAGAUUAAGAUGAUGAUAUAGUAUAGAACACGAUGUAAGAUAUAUUACAUGCAUAAAUGUUGUUAUCAAUAUAAACAUGUAAUGGUGAUAUACAGGGUGGGCCAAAAAAACAAUACCCAAAUUUAAGGAUGACUAUCAUAUGAUAUAACGUUAAACUAUGCCAUGUAUUGUAUAUCAUUUUAAAAAUAAAUCAUUCCCUAACAAUAUGACACCAUCUGAUUGAAAAGCUGUUGUUUUCUUGCGGAGUUUAAAGUUGACACCGGGGAUGUCAUGAGCGACCAAAAAAUUAUUCACUGCUGAUUUCCAAGUUGUGGAAAAUGGAGGGAAAUUUGAACUCGGGCACCUUCAAAAGAGGUACAUUUAUACAGGUAUAGUGCAAAAUUCAGCAAUAAUACUUAUAUAUUUGCAACAUGGAAGGAAAUUUGGGAUUUUUCAUUAUUUGAUUUUUGGUCGCACACGGCACCCCUGGUGUCAAUUUUAGUCUCUAACUUCACGAGAAAAACAAAGGUGAUUCAUUUGGAUGGUGUCAAUUUCUUAGGAAAUGAUUUAUCUUUAAAAUGAUAUAUAUUAUUCACGGC